UUUUACUAAUACGCAUGCGUCCAACUGAACAUUCGCAGACUACGGGGUUUCUUAUUACAGAUUCAAGGUGGACCGCACCCCUACAAUUGGAGGAAAUAGCCAAAAUACACUAAUGCCGGGUGAAAUAUUGUGAUAUAAUUAUUCUGUAUGUUAUUUUAAAAGGAUUUUCACCCUUUUUAACUUUUUAUAGAGUUUUUUUUAAUAAAUAAUUCACCAUGAGUAGUGAAUUAGAACAACUACGACAAGAAGCCGAACAGCUCAAGAAUCAAAUUCGAGAAGCCAGAAAAGCAGCAGCAGACACCACACUUGCACAUGCUACCGCCAAUGUCGACCCAGUCGGAAGAAUACAGAUGCGCACAAGACGCACACUGCGAGGUCAUCUUGCAAAAAUAUAUGCCAUGCAUUGGGCUUCAGACUCAAGAAAUUUAGUGUCAGCCUCACAAGAUGGUAAAUUAAUUGUAUGGGACGGAUAUACAACAAACAAGGUACAUGCUAUACCAUUGAGAUCUAGUUGGGUGAUGACUUGUGCCUACGCUCCAUCUGGUAGUUAUGUAGCUUGUGGUGGAUUGGAUAAUAUCUGUUCUAUUUAUAGUUUAAAAACCCGAGAGGGAAAUGUCCGUGUCAGUCGAGAGUUACCAGGUCACACUGGUUACCUGUCCUGUUGUAGGUUUAUAGAUGAUAACCAAAUAGUGACCAGUUCUGGAGACAUGUCAUGUGCAUUAUGGGAUAUAGAAACAGGCCAACAGACAACAGCUUUCACAGGACACACUGGUGAUGUUAUGAGUUUGUCACUCUCCCCAGACUUUAAAACUUUUGUAUCUGGAGCAUGUGAUGCUUCAGCUAAAUUAUGGGAUAUAAGAGAUGGUAUGUGUAGACAAACAUUUUCUGGCCACGAAUCGGAUAUCAAUGCAAUAACAUAUUUUCCAAAUGGAUAUGCCUUUGCUACUGGAUCAGACGAUGCAACAUGUCGCUUGUUUGAUAUCCGUGCUGACCAAGAGAUAGGAAUGUACUCCCACGACAACAUUAUAUGUGGUAUAACAUCAGUUGCCUUCUCCAAGUCUGGCCGUCUGUUGCUGGGUGGAUAUGAUGAUUUUAACUGCAAUGUAUGGGAUGUUCUCAAACAAGAGAGAGCAGGUGUAUUAGCAGGCCACGACAAUCGUGUCAGUUGUCUAGGGGUAACCGAAGACGGAAUGGCUGUUGCCACAGGAUCAUGGGACAGUUUCUUGAAGAUCUGGAAUUGAGGAGGGGCACACAUUGUAGCCCCCCUCCAUUUUAUAAUCCUGACUAUAAUUUUUAAAAAUGACAAAAAAUCCACGGGAUCUGUUGUGAUUUUAGAACUAGAAACAGAUCUUGAUCAAACCACUUGUAUAUGUUUAGGGGGGAGGAGUGUAAAACUGUGGAUGGAAUUCUGUUUGAUGUUUAUCAUAUGUUUGCUUUAUAGUUAGGAUACAAACCUUUUGAAAAGGAAAAAAUGGAACAACAUAUUUUACAUUGGAUAUAAAGGAGAAUAAUUUCGUCUGUGAAUAUUUAGUGUAAUUGGAAUAGAAGACGUCAAACAUUAAAUGUUUCAUUGCAUUUUUAACAUAUAACGGAAGAUCUUUGGGAUAUUUUCAAAGUGUGGAUGUGACCAGAUGUGCUUGGUUAUGUGUGUUUCUUAUUUUGAAAAAAAUCGUGCACUUAGAACAAAUUUAAAAAAUUCGAAAGUUGGCUGUGUACCGUUCUAUUGUGUAACUCCAUGUAAUCCUAACUCUAGUUUUCUUUUUUAAAGUGCUUAUAAAUAUUGAUUUUGUGUUUUCUUGCACUGUGUAAUGUUCAUCUUAUUGUAUAAAAUCAUAGGAUUACACAGAUUAAAAUGGUACCAGUUCAAAACUGGAAACAGGUAUACUAUCCUUACAUAGUAUAGUUGUAGUUUUGUGUUUUUUUCAGGUUGAAUCUCUUCAAAAUAAAAAAAAUAAAAGGUCCAUUCACUUUGAGUGAAUGAUCAGUUAAAAAAUUUCUACUGUAUAUAAAUUUUAAAAAAAAUCAUUAAGAAUCAGACCGAAGUAUUAAAAAAAUGGUUAAAUAUGGUAUUUUCACAAAUUUUUAAAUUCACUUGGACACUAAAGAAAAAUAAAUGUUAAUAAAGCACCACUUAUGUUCAGAAAGAAAAUGUAUUUUUAAAUGUAUUUCUGAUAUUUUUCAUUCAUUUUUAAAUUAAUGUGCAAACAGUGUUGCAUGCUAGGAGUGCAAAGAUUUUGCCAAUGAAAUAGUGCAAUGGUAUAAUAUAUAUAUAUAUAUAACUUAAUUUUACAUGGGAUUGUAUUGUAUGUUUUGAAUUUUCUGUUAGUUUGAUACAGAAUUUAAUAUCUUUUGUAUGUUUAUUUUCUUACGUUCUAUAAAGUCUCAAGGUUCAUGUUCAAGCCAUUACAUACAUACUCUUCUAUUUAAUGUUUUUGUCAUGUUUAAUAUUUAUGUGAAGUAAAACGGAGUUGUUUCGAAUACAUUUGUUUUUAUAAAUCUUUUCUUGUCUGGAAAUAAUUUAAAAACACAUUUGUUUUUAUAAAUCUUUCUUGUCUGAAAAAUUUAAAAAGCAUCAAAAGUUGAAAAAUUCAAAAAUAAUUUUUGAUUUGAACUUUAUCAUUUGACCUUUACUGGGAGGUUGGAUUCUGGGUAAUAUGUAUGUUUUAAUAGCAGCAUAUAUCCUGCAUAUUUAUCUGUGUGAGAGGUGUACGAACGAUAAGGAUGUUCAGUUCAAAUAUUUUUGAGCAGUCUGUCCCAGUUAAUUAUAUUCUGAAUGUAUGUAGAUAAAAUAUAUAUAUGUAUUCUUAUUAUAACUUUAAAUCAUGUUUUUAAGGCAGAUUAAUUUUCUCCCACCCCCUUAGUUUGUAUGAGCACAUGCAUAAAUGUAGUUCUGAUAAGAUACGUUAACACGAUCAUACAUGAGCUCAAAACCUGUGCGGUUUUUUUUACGAAAAAGAUCUGAACAAGAACAAAGGUUCGUAAAGGAACGAACAUUACAGUUCAAUUUAUGAUCAAUUUCAAUUGUUAGAUUUUUUUUUGUAAGAAAAGCCACAUGAUAUUUAUCAUAAUUUACCAUGUACUAAUGGACCAUAAUAAUUUUUCAUCUCAUAAAACUAGCACAAUUUGGUAUUCUGUACUGGUCUUAUAAUUUUUAUAAAAGCAGAAAGAAUCAGGUUUCGAUAAUACAUGUAAAUGGUUAACCAAAGGGGUUGUACGCAAAUUUAGAAAAAUCAAUUUCAAAUUGUGAGUUUUCGUCAAAUCUAAAGAGCAGAUUUAACAGAAAUUUUAGAUGACAAUUCAAAUACCUGUACAUGUAGUUGUUUCAAACUAUGUGUGAUAAUUAUUUCUCAAUCCCAUGCAUUUAUAAAUUUUUUGUCUUUAGCAAAUUAUUUUAAUUUUGAUUCUGAUUUUGCUUAUAUUUAAGUUGAAUGGUAGUGUUGUAUGUAUAGCCAUAACACAUAAACAGUUUCCGUCAAGUUAUUUAGAGGAUUUUUUUUAUUUUUCUUAUUAAAUUUUCUGCAGAUCGAAAAAGUGACUCUUCAAGUCUUUUUUCAAAAACAGUAAAAUUAAUUGAGAGAUUUGAGUAGAUAAAGCUAAAAGUAAGUACAUAGUAAUUUGUGUAUCUUUAGUCCAAGAAUCCUACCACGACUAAAAUUCUUUUCCUCAGAAAUCACUAUUACCAUAACAACUCAGUAUAGGGUUCUCACUAAGAUGAUCCACAAGUUUUGGACUUGCAAAAAGUACUUGACUCGCCAUUUUCUAAACAGUUGAGGUCCAAGUUGCAUCAAGAAUCAAUAGCAAUGAUCAACUAUUUUAUUACCAAAAUAAAUUAUACUAGUAACUUAAAUCUUAUUUAAUUCAAUAUAUUUAGAACAAAAGAUUUGAUGAAUAAUGAAAUGACAGGGUUAUUGAUUUUUCUUAAAACUGCAGAUAUACUGUGGCAAAAACUGACCAGUCACAUCCAUGGACUGAAAAUUUCUUAGUGAGGACCCCCAAUAAGGUCAAACAGGUUUCAAAGAAACAAAGGUUCUCUUAAGAACUACCUUGUGUAACAGUAUGAGAAGUAUUGAUAUGGACUUUAUAACAAAUCUCUGUAUCUCUCUUGAUACUACAAGUUCAACUGAAUACCAUGUCUGUAAUUAGUGGCAUUAGACUGCCACCUAGAUUACCAUGGCAACCCCUGCAAUUACUAGUCUUAACACACAUUAUUAUUGUUGAAUCUGUCUAGAAUGUGUAUUUGUACUUUUCAUUUGUCAAAUAAAGCUUUUUGUCAUUAA
Molecule: messenger RNA, 4277 nt
Organism: Mytilus trossulus (common blue mussel)
Lineage: Eukaryota; Metazoa; Mollusca; Bivalvia; Mytilida; Mytilidae
Product: guanine nucleotide-binding protein subunit beta
Exons: 9
Coding region: 216-1241 (341 amino acids)
Biological process (GO): G protein-coupled receptor signaling pathway
Cellular component (GO): cytoplasm; heterotrimeric G-protein complex
Molecular function (GO): protein binding; signaling receptor complex adaptor activity
Source: RefSeq, a predicted model, not a curated record